Molecule: messenger RNA, 1314 nt
Organism: Bombyx mandarina (wild silkworm)
Lineage: Eukaryota; Metazoa; Arthropoda; Insecta; Lepidoptera; Bombycidae
Source: RefSeq, a predicted model, not a curated record
GCACUGCCAUCAGCGACGCUCAGACCUCCUCAUUAAAUUUCAAGUACCAUUUACUUCGAAAAGUAUUUUCGAAUAUUUUGGAUGUGUUAGUCAUGAUUAACGAAAUGCACAGACCCUCAGUAGCAUUGUUAAUUUUAGUGAUUUUAGCUGGAUUAUCAAGUAACGCACAGGGACAAUCUGUGGUGUGCCCUGCAGUGCGUACCAGCAGUGGAUGGCUGGAUCUAUUCCCGCUACCCUGUAGAAAGCACUCAGAAUGUCGCGUGAUGAGCAAGCAACAUGUUUGCUGCAACGGUUUUUGUACUAAGGGUAUAAAAGCCACAGCAGCAAUACAAAGGUCAAUCCUGAGUAGUGUAGUCGAGCCUAGUAGUACAAGCACAAGCACGAGCACAAGCACAACAACUAGUACAAGCACUUCUACCACAACUACCACGACAACGACUACAACGACUCCGAGUACCACCAGCUCGACAACAACGACAACGACGACACCACCGCCUCCGCCUCCGCCGCCGACCACCACCACCACCACAACGGAAGCGUCGCUACCUUUCCUACAGCUGUUACCUAUACAGAUACCUGAAGCUACCACGGCGCUAGCAAAGGCCCCAGCUAAAACUGGAAAAACACAAAAGCUGGUGUGUCCGAAGAGGGGAACAGCGCCUGUCAUUCUGUUCCCGAUUCCGUGCGACAACAAUGCCCAAUGCCGCGCCAGCAGCGGGCCAGACCAAGUUUGUUGCGAUAAACGUUGCGUCAAAGGUGUGCCCGCCCCACGGCCGACGUCGGCGCCGCAGACUCACCAGCCAUUACUUGGAGUGGUACCUCGAGAAUGUCCUGCGGCACCACUGGGUGAACUCUUGUUCGAAGUGCAAUCGUGCAAGACUGAUUCAGAUUGCUGGCCUCGUAUAUGCUGUCCCGACGGCACCCGCUCCUACUGUCGGACGGCACGAGCUCGCCUUGACCUGGUGCCCAUCGCUAACCAGAUAGAUGGCCCGGUACGAAUGUUGGAGCAGUAUUUACAAUGUACACCGCCACCUCAAUACGACGUGUUCCCUCAACGCUGUAGCUCCAGCGUGGAUUGCUUCCCGAACUUGUGUUGCGCGGAGGGUGGCAAAAAACAUUGCAGGCCGCCACAAAGAAGUCUUCUUGCAUUGCUGGCCGGAGUUACGCAGAGAGUUGGUUCAACAAUAGUAAACUUCCGACAAUCUCAAGCGAAUGCGAAUACUGUGUAAAUACUUGUUAGAUACCAUAGUUAUAUCUGUAAUUGUAUAGUUUUGAAGUUUUUUUUUACUUUUGUACAGAUUUUUUAAUACUUGU